UUGGAUGACAAGUUAACAAGCAUAUGAAAAUGGACCUCCCAACCACACCCAACACAUUCUUAGAUUUGGAUUUGUGUUUCAUUGAAUUGAAUUGAAUUGGAUUAUUAGUUACAUCUAAAUUCUCUUUCCAAAAAACAUGUGUAUAUGUCUAUGAAAGCUAAGAUAUAAUAAUACAAGAAACACACUAAGACAUUAUGUUCUGUUGGAUUGGACCCACUUUUAAUACUCAACAAAUUAAUAAACCUCUUUCUUUAUGUAUUCAAUUUCAUCACCAUGUGAAGCAUUAUAGAUUGUAGAUGAAGUUUGGUAAUAUUCCUUUUAAGUUUGAGCUUUCAACAAUACUCUAACUCUAGCUAUGGAUCCAAGUUCUUAUCUUGAUCAUGCUCUUUUUCAACUCACCCCAACAAGAACAAGAUGUGACUUGAUGAUUGUUGCUAGUGGUGUUAGUGAAAGACUAGCUUCUGGGCUGUUAGAACCGUUUGUUUCUCAUCUUAAAUGUGCCAAAGAUCAGAUUUCAAAAGGUGGCUAUUCCAUCACUUUAUGUCCUGAAUCUACAUAUGCUCCAUGGUUCACCAAAGCCACCCUGCAAAGGUUUGUUAGAUUUGUAAGCACUCCAGAAGUUAUAGAGAGGUUUGUGACCAUAGAAAAGGAGAUUGUGCAGAUUGAAGGUUCAAGUCAAUCAAAUGAAGCAGAAGGAAAUGUGUCAUAUGCCGAGGGGCGUGUCAAAAGGUCAACUAUUUCCUCCAAUCAAGAUGGAAAUGAAGAGAACUCAAGGGUUCGCCUUCAACGUGUUUUAGACAAUCGUAAAGCUAUGCUUUGCAAAGAACAAGCAAUGGCCUACGCCCGUGCUUUAGUUGCUGGAUUUUAUCCAGAAUCCAUGGAUGAUCUUAUUUGUUUCGCCGACGCUUUUGGAGCUUCACGUUUAAGGGAAGCAUGCUUAAAUUUCUUAGAGCUAUGCAAACAAAAGAAUGAGGACAAGCUGUGGAUGGAUGAGAUUGCAGCCAUGCAGGUGUCUUCGCAACCCGUAUUGCCUUACUUAAGGACAUCUGGUAUCAUACUUGCAGGUGAAGAUGACUCGGGAAGUAAAAUAAAUGGCACUGGUGAUGCCUCAGUUUCUGAUUCAACCCCAAGCCAUGCAAGUUUCGACAUUGGCCAAGAUUAUAGCUUGCCAGCAUCAGUUCAAACACCAUCAUCCGAUGGAAGGGCUCAAAUGCUGAGGUCAUGGCCGAACCAUCAUCCACAGUACAUUCACAAUUUUCAGGGUCAUGCAUUUCAACAAACGCCUCCAUACCAAGGAUACAUGUAUCCUGGUAUGCAGGUUCCGUCUCCGUAUUAUCCUGGGAAUAUGCAAUGGCCUCCAAACGGGGAUCGCUCUCACAUUGUUCAUGACCAAGAAAUGGAUUCUCAUAAGAAAAAGAAGAAGAAAAACAAGAAAUCUCAGGUAUUGGAUCACUCUGAAGAAGACGAGUCAACUGCAUCCUCUGAGUCUACUUAUGAGAGUGAUUCAGAUGACAAUUCAAAGCGAAGCAACAAGAAACAUGGAAAGAAGUCGUCAAGGAAAGUAGUUAUCCGUAACAUAAACUAUAUAACUUCCAAGGGAGACGGAGAAAAAGGUAGUAUCACUGAAGGGAGUUUGUCGAAUGAGGAAGAAUUUAUCAAUGGAAAUUCCUUGAAACACAAGGUAGAGGAAGCUGUUGCGUCACUGGAGAAAAGAAACAGGCCAACCUCUCGUCAGCAUAAGAAACAACAUAGCGCAAAGCCCCAUGACAUGCUAAAUGGUUCAAGGAAUGCUGAUUCCAUCGGCAUAAAAGGUGAUAACAACUGGGAUGCUUUCCAGAAUCUUCUUUUGAUAGACGAUGAUGAUUCUACUCAUGAUAUAGAAAAACAGCCAAUGAGGUUUCAGGAAGAAUAUACUAUGACCAAGAAGUAUGAGAAUGGAAGGUCAAAUGAGUUUAACCACCAUGAAGAAGGCGUCACUAAAACUCGAGUAGUUUCAAAUGAUUCCCUUCGUGUUGAAUAUUUCAACGAAGGGAAGGAUGGAUCUACAUUCAUGCAGACAAAGAAAAUUACCAACGAGGAAUUGUUGUUAUCUCAGAGAAACAAUGAAUCGGGUAGCUAUUAUGUGUCAUCUUCAGCUAGAGAUUAUUUACCUGUAGAGAAAAACAAGAAAGGCAUUUUAGCUGACGACUCUUUCAUGAUUCAAGAUCGACCAUCGCAAUAUCAAUUUAAUUCUCAAACAGCUCCUGAUAUAAGUUUGGUUUCAGACGUUAUCGGUGCAGCUGAAUUCACAAACGGCACACAAGAAGGUUCACACAAGAAGACUGAUGCCUUAAUUUCCCAUGAACCAGAUGAUCUCCUGAUGGUUCUCGAUCGUGAUUCAGCUGUACAGCAGAAUGGAGCACCUUGGAGAAUGGAAAUGGAUAAUGAAAACAACAUCUCUUUAUAUGAAGCGAACAAAAAGAUUUCGGACGCUAAAACCGAAAGAAAUCAUGUAUCUAAUCAUGAAGGUGCCGAUAAGAAAAAUACUGAAGUGAAAUCUGGCAAAGUUUCAAGUAAAGAGGCAAAAUCGAAGGCUCCAAAUGCAUCUAAAACCAAAUCUGAUAUCAUGUCAAGAAGUAGAACAUUGCCGGGAAGCAGAUCUACGGCUACGAAGAGCAAAUCGGAAAAGGAAGAAGAAAAUAGAAAGAGAAGAGAAGAGCUAAUGAUGCAGCGACAGAAAAGAAUUGCGGAAAGAAGUGCGUUGAAGAAGACUGGAACAGAAGCUAAGACUUCUUUGACUUCUGCAAGGAAAGGGAAUCCUAAGAUUCAUCCAUCUAAUGGAGAGACUAAGAAACACAACAAACCAGUCCUUAGGAGUUCCACCAUCGAUCGCCUUGCAACUGCCCGAGUAACUCAGCAGAAGGUUUCACCUAGUCAAGUAAAUUCAGGUCCAACCAAGAAGCCUUCCUUGAAGGCAAAUAAGCUGGUACCUUUGCAGAAGAAGCAGCUCCAAAAAGAAGUGAAAUCUUCAAAUCAUAAAGAAGACGCACAUAAAACAAAAGGGAAAGUUCUUUCCAAGAGUGGCACAAAGACUAAGAAUGAAAUCAAAACCUCAGUAGGGUUGCCUGUCAAACCUGAUGCAACAGAAGCUGUUGAACAAAGCAACAAUAAUCAUGGUUUGAAAGACAUUGGAGUAUUGACCAAGGCAUCACCGGAGAAACAUUUAAGACAUUUGACUUCAGAAAGAGAAAUCAUGCAUGAAAAUAUUGGCCAACUUCGCACAGACUCGUCUUUGUCAAAUCAUGAUCAUGCAAUGAGAGGAAGUCAGUCUAGAAAUGAAGAAGUAUCAUACAAGUUACCUUCACUUCAUGGUGAUAAUAACCAACCUCGACAUAAUACUGACAUGAUCACAAAUUCUACAGCUGCAAUACCUAACAAACCAUUAAUAUAUACUGCUGUGAAUUCAAAGGUGAAUCAGGAAAUAGAAGAAAGCAAUGCUACCUCACCUAAAGUCUCAGAGAUUCAAAUCUCUACUCCUCCGCCGAGUAACCAAGCAAUGCAAGAAUCAAUCCACAACAGGAAGAAAUGGAUAAAUGAUGAGGUGGACUCUUCAAAAGUGGCGAAAGGAUUCCGUAAACUUAUCUUCUUUGGAAGAAGGAGUUGAAGAACCUUUGUGGAUUGAUACUUUUUCAUGGAAGUUAUGAGUUCUCUUCAUCCAUGCUUUUGGUUAUUCGAUAUUUCAAAAGAGAAUUUACUUUGUCCAUUCUUAGCUCAGUAGUAAGUGUUUGGCACAUUGAAUUAUUUGUUUUUAUUGAACACACUCAUUCAUGUGACAUGGUAAUCAUGUGGAUCGAUUGUAGAUAGUUUCGAGCUUCUCACACAUUAUAAGAAUAAGAUCAUGUGGAUUGGAAUUGCUAUCAUACUAAGGAAGGAUACCAAGUAUAAUACAUUUUCCAUGUUUUGUUGUAUUGUAAAUCAUAUUGAAAGUUGUGAUGUUUGCUUUCAUGUUGAUAUUCUUUCACAAUGUUCAAGGUAGUGUCUGUGAGUAGUAAUUUUGGAAUUGUGUUUUGCAUCAAUGAGUUUAUUUUUUAUCCA
This is a messenger RNA of Medicago truncatula (barrel medic), 4074 nucleotides long. Its product is annotated as COP1-interacting protein 7. Gene Ontology annotation, biological process: response to light stimulus; positive regulation of DNA-templated transcription. The coding region runs from base 356 to 3643 and encodes 1095 amino acids. NCBI's taxonomy places the organism in Eukaryota, Viridiplantae, Streptophyta, Magnoliopsida, Fabales, Fabaceae. The record is from RefSeq and is a predicted model, not a curated record. The transcript is spliced from 8 exons.